AUGCAAUUUAAGACCGGACUGCUUAUCAAUGUUAUUCGAUCACUAACCACAAGUGUUUCGGAAGAUCAGCGCGAAUUGGAAAAGUCCCGGUUGCAGAAAGGAUUUCAAGAGUCUGAAGCACUCAUCGAUAAAUUAGUCAAAUCUCAUCAGCAGGAUGUUGAGGAAUGUCUUGAUUCGUUCAGGGAUGUUUCCACGCGAAUAUCAGCUUGCCGAGAACGGAUUCAUAACGUUCGAAACGCACUCCAUACUUGUAAAACUCAUUUGGAAUGUCGACGUGAUGAUCUGAAAAAGCUUUGGUUGGAGAAUUCACAACAGAAAUACAUCUGUGAAAUAAUGGCGCAAUUGGAGGAACUGAAGGAAGCCCCUCUGAAGAUCGAUAUGCUCAUGAAUCAGGGAAACUAUACGGAUGCAGCCAAAUUGACCAGUACAUCGCGAGACCUUUUGAAUGGCCGCUUGGCUAAAAUCGAAGGCUUGUGCCAACUGCGCACUAUGAUUCGUGAGACAUCCGAGCGUCUGAGCGAUAAGAUUGUCGACCAAAUUGUCGAAUAUCGUUAUUUUUUGCAGAUGUUCGACUUGGUCCAAUCAAUGUCCGAACAGCGAGUGAUGGAAUCAGAACAGUGUUCCCGUCUUCACGAUAAGUUAAGAAAUGGGUCAUCGAAUAUUGAUGAUUAUUGGAUUUGGUUAGGUGGUGGAUCCGUCGACAUGGAUCGUGUGAUGUCCUUGUCUAGAGCCCAAAUUGAUAAGCAGGUAGCCGCAUCGGUAUCGCUGAUGAGGGUUCGUGCUUCGAUUGACGAAAAUUUGGCCGGAGAUCAGACUCACCUGACGCAACUCGUUCAAAUGAUCGUUUGCCAAUUGGAGUCGUCUCGAACUGCUCAUAAAGUACUCGAGAAAAUCUGUGCGGAAUCACCUUCAAGCACCAAAAUCAUGAAGUUGUAUUGGGGAGGGUGCUCAGAAUGCCGUAGAGAUAGAUUUGCUGCCCUCUGGUUGCUCGUGCUUACCGAUUACAAUAAGAACGUCACGGAUAUGUAUGAGAGGACUACGAAGUCCCUAAGCGAAAUCGAUGGAGUUGCCUCGAGACGAAAAAUUAGUGCUGCAUGGGCUGCUGAUGAGGAUAUUUCGAGUGGAGCUCAUCUUUCUAAUAAGAUCACGUUAUUUGUCUUUCAGGAUAUUCUUCAAAGAAAUGAACGAGAGUCCGAAAUAUUGAUUGGAAAUCUCGCCACUCAGAAGAAGAUUGAGCGUGCCGAGUUGUUGACUGAUAUGUCUGAUGUGAGAGCACUUGCAGCAUUGCACGAAAGCUUACGGUGGUUUGCUUGCGAGGUACGCCGACUGAUCAACUCGCUUCCUCAACAUGUAAAGACAAAUCUGCGUGGAUGCAUGGUUCAAGUCCGAUACAAGGAUGGUCAAAUAACCGACAAUGUAAUCGAGCUAGGACGUGACCUGCAAUCUUUCCAUCAACUGUUAUCUUCGAUCCUGUCGCAACCGAAACUUCGCUAUAUAUUUGAUGGCCUCGGUCAUCUUUGUGCUGCGAUAUUCAUCCAUUCGAGCCAACAUAUGCCACGAUUGUCCGAAUCGGGAAAGAAACGUGUCUGUCGCAAUAUAUGGGGCGUUCAACAACGAUUGUCCCAGAUAACAUCACGUCGUGAGGCAGAGCUCGAUCGAGCACGAGCUUUCUUCGAACUACUCGCCCAUGAACCUGAUCGCCUACUUGCACAGCUGCCCGAUCGACGAUCCCAGUUCACACCCGUUGAGAUGGGUCAUCUCGUGGCGUUGUCGGUUCGUUCUCAUCCGACUCUGUCCAGUCAACAUGGUGCUCUCGAACAACGCCUUGCACAGCUCUCAUCGUUAUUGAAACAACCGGUUUAG
This is a messenger RNA of Ostertagia ostertagi, 1863 nucleotides long. The record is from the annotation of a GenBank genome assembly. NCBI's taxonomy places the organism in Eukaryota, Metazoa, Nematoda, Chromadorea, Rhabditida, Trichostrongylidae.